GAUCAACUGUUUUCAAGCCCAUAGAAACCUCCUCAAACCUCCCUUUUUAAACUCACGAACCUCACUCACUCUCUCCCCUCAGGUUUCACUCUCUCUCCCUCUCUCUAAUUGCAAUUGCAGGUCCCAAAUAUGGAUUUAGAUCCGAAACUCCUCAACGUCAUCACCCUCCUAAUCGCCACACUCAUCGCCGCUAAAAUCAUCGCCACUUUCUUAAUCCCCAGAUCCCGUAAACGUCUGCCGCCGGUGGUCAACGCAUGGCCGGUUUUCGGUGGGCUUUUCCGCUUCUUGAAAGGCCCAAUUGUUAUGCUGAGACAAGAGUACCCUAAAUUAGGGAGUGUGUUUACACUCAAUCUGUUGAACAAGAACAUUACGUUCUUGAUUGGGCCGGAGGUUUCAGCCCAUUUCUUUAAGGCUUCUGAAUCGGAUCUGAGUCAGCAGGAGGUGUAUCAGUUUAAUGUGCCUACUUUUGGACCUGGGGUUGUCUUUGAUGUGGAUUAUUCGGUUAGGCAGGAGCAGUUUAGGUUUUUUACUGAGGCUCUUAGGGUUAAUAAGCUUAAAGGGUAUGUGGAUCAGAUGGUGUUUGAAGCACAGGAAUAUUUCUCCAAAUGGGGUGAAAGUGGUGAAGUGGAUCUAAAACAAGAACUAGAAAGGUUAAUCAUUCUUACAGCCAGUGGAUGUCUACUGGGCGACGAAGUCCGCAACAAGCUGUUUGAUGACGUGUCAGCUCUUUUCCAUGAUCUUGAUAACGGCAUGCAACCCAUCAGUGUCAUAUUCCCAUACCUCCCGAUCCCCGCCCACCGCCGCCGCGAUCAGGCUCGCAAGAAGCUAGCCGACAUCUUUGCCACCAUCAUAAACUCUCGUAAACAAAGCGGCAAAUGCGAAAACGACAUGCUGCAAUGCUUUAUCGAUUCCAAAUACAAAAACGGCCGUCCCACCACUGAAUCUGAGGUCACCGGACUUCUCAUUGCCGCCCUGUUUGCCGGACAGCACACAAGUUCUAUAACCUCCACGUGGACUGGAGCGUACCUACUCUGCAACCCGAAACACAUGGCUGCUGUGAUCAAUGAGCAAAAAGACCUUGUGAACAAACAUGGCGAUAACGUCGAUCAUGAUAUUUUGUCGGAAAUGAAUGUUUUAUACAGAUGUAUAAAAGAAGCGCUGAGACUUCACCCUCCACUAAUCAUGUUGUUGCGCAGCUCGCACAGUGAUUUCACCGUGACUACAAAAGAAGGGAAGGAUUACGACAUUCCUAAAGGACACAUUGUUGCAACGUCACCUGCAUUCGCCAACCGACUGCCACACGUGUUCAAAGAUCCAGACACAUAUGACCCAGAUAGAUACGGUCCUGGCAGAGAAGAAGAUAAAGCAGCAGGGGCGUUUUCGUACAUUUCCUUUGGCGGUGGAAGACAUGGUUGUUUAGGAGAACCGUUUGCGUAUCUCCAAAUUAAAGCAAUCUGGAGCCAUUUGUUGAGAAACUUCGAGCUGGAAUUGGUUUCUCCAUUUCCCGAGACGGAUUGGAACGCUAUGGUGGUUGGUGUCAAAGGGAAAGUUAUGGUUCGUUAUAAGCGAAAAGUGUUACAAUGUUCAUAGGUUUAGUGCUCGAUUUCUUGCUUUCUUUCCCCUGCUUGUGGUGUGCUAAGGGUGUUGAACUGUUGAUGUUAAUCUUCUUCAAUUGAUUUUUUGUAUCGUUUAGAAUUCGAAGUUUUGGUACGUUUCUUUAUGGGACUGUUUAAUGAAUUGGUUAUGUUUUGCAAAA
Messenger RNA from Helianthus annuus (common sunflower), 1756 nucleotides. Its product is annotated as sterol 14-demethylase-like. NCBI's taxonomy places the organism in Eukaryota, Viridiplantae, Streptophyta, Magnoliopsida, Asterales, Asteraceae. The transcript has 2 exons. Gene Ontology annotation, molecular function: monooxygenase activity; iron ion binding; oxidoreductase activity, acting on paired donors, with incorporation or reduction of molecular oxygen. Bases 130 to 1590 code for a protein of 486 amino acids. The record is from RefSeq and is a predicted model, not a curated record.